UAAAAGGACUGACUCGCAAGGAUUUCCUCGAGUUUCACGUUCGUACGCGAUCGUUUCGAAUUGCGUUUUACGACCAAGUUCCUCCUCGACAGGGACCGCACACAAAAUGAUUUUUGUCUUUCGCUUUGUUUAAAGUUUCGCCGUCCUUUCGAUGGCCAACUUUUUCGACAUGUACUUCGGAGCGACAAAGUGGAGCGACGGUUUAUCGUGUCAGGUGUGUCUCGCCAAAUACAAAAUAUUUGCAGAGUUCAAGCGGCACAUAUCCUCAAAAGAGCAUCAAAAGAAAAUGACCCAAGUAUUUCAGACAGAGGACCACUCAAUUCCUGGCAAGCUCCCCCCCAUCCUUAUUAUGGACCGAAGUAUCCAACUGACCAUACAACAGCCCGUUUUAGGAUUGCAACUGCUGACCGUCUGUUUCAGUAGAGGAGUAGGGAACGUUUUGUACCUGUGCCAUGUCUGUGAGGAAACUGUGCUGGACCACAAGAUAUUGGAACACCUCACCUCCGGUUGCCAUGAAUUCAUCUACUACGUGAGUCGAAGACCGUUUGCACACAAAUGGCCUCGGUCUCAUUUACACCCGUGUAUUUGUCUUCAGAGCUAUGCAGACGCAAAUAUGCUGGAAGUCUCCUGGAUUCCCUGCGAAGAUGUGAGGGUUAAUCCAGGACUGCGAAAAAUGCUAGAGCAUUCAAACGUCAGCGGGGUUGGACCACUUAAGAUGUUAAAUUUGCCGUACAGGCUUGUUUCCCUCUACGAAAAUUAUAGCUACUUCCAAGUGAUGCACGCUCUCACUCUGUAUGACGAGCUUCCCACGCUACUCCAAGUCGAUGUUAAGCCGAAGAAAGUGCCGGUUCAACAGAACCAAGAAGAUCCUCGAAAGAACCAUCUCCCUCUGGAUCCUUCGCAGAAGUCGUACAAAAUCCAUUGUCAGAAUUGCAAACUCCCGUUGGACACACCGGAGCAAUAUUUCCAGCAUGUGCAAAAUAAGAAACACAAAAUGACGGUCCUCUCCAUUCAUGGCAACGUUCACUCGUCGUUUGACACGGAAGGAAUGAAAGACUCUUGCGACCACAGGGCGGCGGCGGCCGAAAGUCAGACACUCGAGCAGCUUCUUUUCGAUCAACUGGACAAGCGUUCAGUGCCAGGCGCGGCCAUGAUGGUGUUGUGUUACAGUUCGGAGUUCGCGUCGGAAGCUGUUUGCAUCUGCUGCGCUUGCCACGAUGCUUUUUCCAAGUCUUUGCUGACAAAACACUUGAAGUCACACAAGCACCUCCUGCAAACACUGUUGCAUCUAAAUCCCUGGCGACUGCCGUUCGGUUGGCAAAAAGUACCGGAACGAAAAUUCUUGAAGGCCAAGGUGGAGGCGGAGGAGAAAGAAAGAGGGUGGACUCAGGUGGUUCUUAAGGUGAUGGAUUUGCCCGGCUCGGUGUUGCGUAGCAUCAUCCCGCCAAGUUACCAGAAAGUGAUGGACAGACUCUCGCGUCGCCAUGUUGUCUUAAAACGCAACGUACCGCCGUGCCAAACCUUCAGCCAACUCCAAGAACACAAGACUUACCCGCUUUUGGGACGCAGUUUCAUGGUGUCGCACGAGUCCUACGACCCGGCUCGCGACGCCACGUACGAUUCCGUGAUGUGUCUGCUGUGUAGAAGGCGGCUGACGGACCAGGAAGGCUACGCUCACGCUUUCAGUUGGGAACACGUCGCCAUGUUUCUCGAACGAUUCCAUCCUGGCUCGUUGAGGCCCCAUUGCGAUACAAAAGAAUUACUGGACCUGGCAACCCAGGCUGCACGUAUUCACAGCGUAUCGCACGUCCAGAAACUGAAGUUGGAAAGGCCCGUUGAGGAACCCUGCGAUUACGUCAAAGUGAAAUUAAUCCUGAGUGCAGCAAAGAGGAGGAACAGCAAAAGUCCCCUUAUGCCCCUCGUCCUACCUCAAGCACCGUUGGUCCCCACAGAAAGUGCGACAGGGGCGACCCCAGGGUACAGUACGAAAAGCAAGAUGGCAACGUCCCCUUCAAGAAAGACUAAUCAAAACCCUGCAAACAGUAGUAGGACCGCCAGCGCCAAAAACACAGCGGACGAGACGGGACAACAAAGGAGCGCCCACGUUCGGGCGUCUGCAAAUGACGAAUGGGAGCGAAAGAGGCCGAGUGCCCCUCAGGAUGACGAGAUCGGCUAUAAAAGACAACGAAGGGACUCCAGGGAGAUCGCAGAGCAUGAAGAAAAGCCCAAGAUAAAAUAUGAGAGUUGGGAUCAAAAGGAGACUGUACCCGUGGCUGCCAGCACUGAAACCACCUCUAAACAAAGCACCCUGUGCACAACAAACACAAAUGUUACCCUUAUGGUUGCAAGCUCUAAAUUCACUGCAACAAAGUCCACCGCAUCUACCGCCAGUUGUACUACAAAGCCCAGGAUAGCGACAACCUCCGGUAGCACAAAAUCCCGCGUUACAGCAGCCUUCUGCGGCGCACCUGUAUUGGCAGACAAGUCGAUGGCUCCCUCUGCCAGUACGGCGCAAUGCUGUAGAGUUACAGAAACAUACUCUAGUGUCACAUCAACCACCGCAAAGUCUAUAGCACCUACUGUCAGUACCACAAAAGCCUGCAAAGUUAUAGCAACGUCCUCCAGUGCAACUUCAACCACCCAAAGGUCAACUGCAUCUGCUACCAGUUGUACUACAACAUCCGCAAGAGUUACAGCAAGCCCCACCAAGUCCACAGUACCGACCAUCAUUUAUGGUCCUACAGCUUGUACGUUUGCUGCACCUUCAACUCUCACCCAGCCCACGGAAACUACCGCCGUCCGCGAUGCUAAAAUCUCUACUUUGACCACGCCUGCAGCCGCUACGAAGCCCACAGCAACUCCUGUCAUACGCGGUGCUCGAACCUCUACAGUCAUCCGUGGUGCGACCGCCACCAAGCCCACAACGCCCAAUGCCAUACAUGGAGCAACAACCUCUAGGUUUACCUCAACUGCCGAGUCGACCACACCUGUCGCACGUUGUCUGGGCUCUGCUUCCAAGUCUACAGCACCAAUCUCACACCCCAAAACUUCUUUCCCAGCGUUAUCAGUGCGGCACAAAGCACCCAAAGAGAGAACUGAAAGAGAGAGACGCUCGAGCGGGACGUCCAGGACGAACCCGGAGUCUGCAUUGAAAGCGCCGGUCCCGUCUCGCGCCGGGCUGGCCACUGCAGCAGUGGCACCACCUAAAUGCAGAAAAUCGGAAUCUUCUGCCAAGAAAGUGAACAACACAUGGGGGUCCCGUGACGAUGCAGAACCACGGGCUGAAGUCAGACGCGCAACCACAACAGCCAAGCUAUCGCAUAGCAGAACUAAGCUGAGUUUUUUGAAAGUUGGCCUAAGCUUUAUAGUUGCAGUUAACAGCAACGGGCGGAAGCAGUCCUACUGCACUCUGUGCCGAAUAAGAUUGGAAUGUUCCAGUCACCUUACGGAAAACAUUCACCUAUACAACUAUAUGAAACGGAGGUUCCCAGAAUUGAAUGACAAGCAGUUGACACGCAUCAACCAAAAGAAGUUUACUUUUAGCAUGACUGAGGUGGAGAAGUGUUUGGGACUUCGGAACAUCCAGACAAUAGAAGUGACCAACGAUGAGUACAAGGAGCUGUCGGAUCUUCCAGAAGACCGAGCUUUACAGAGAUUGGAGACUCACUUCCUGGUUUUAUCCAACACUUUGGUGCCUUUAGGACAUGUUUCCCCCACCUCCUUGCAAGGACUAUCGAGCCCGGAUGAUGAAUUUGAUCCAGAGACCCAUGCGAGAACUGCCGCCGGUCCAACUACCGAGCCAGAGGCCACUGUUCACAGUAUCCAUGGAUACAAAUGUGGCAAAGAGGCAUGCGAGCAGCAGGAGAUUGAUGAUGGCGCUUUAAAGUUCGCAGAGGACAAUCUGGAUGAUUUUGAGGAGCCCUUAAGUUCAGUGUCAUUUGGCCCAGACCCGCAAAUUGAUGAUCCAGGUUUAAAGGACGCCGAGAAGAAUGUGGAAGGCUCUGACGAGCCCUUGCAUUCGGUGUUGUUGGGACCAGUGCUGAAGUUUGGUGAUCCAGGUUCACAGGACAAUAAGGAGAAUCUGUCUGGCUUCAAUGAGCCCUCACCAGCAGUGUCGUUGGGUCCAGAACCACACUUUCGUGAUCCAUGCUUAAAUGAUGUUGAGGUGAAUCUGGAAGGCUCCGAUUGUCCCUCACCUUCAGAGCUGUUGGGACCAGAGCCACAGUUUGGUAAACCAGGUUUAAAGCAAGGUGGUGAGGAUCUGGAAGGCUGUAAUAGGUCCUCGUUGGGACCUGACCUGGGUCCUGCGUCGCUGAACGCAGAACCACAGAGUCCGGUUGUAAGGUGCUCGAAUGAUGGAUGGUCCAGUCUGCAUAAGGUGCCAAUAGAUGCAGGAUCUAACUGCGGGCAUAGUGCUUCCCAGGCGCCCAUCCGUUCCGGAAGCGCAAGUAACUUGACCACGUUUUUGUGGGUGAAGGGACCCUCCAACCAGCCAGUCGUAGGUCUAGUGUCUGUGUACGAGUGCCAUGGGACGUCUGGAAACUCGUUCUACUUGUGUCAGAGCUGCAGCCAGAAACUCAUUGUCGGUGAAAUCUGCCAGCACAUGGUUAGCGUGACGCAUCGGCUCGCGUACAUGUUAAGAGUAUAUCCUCAAUAUAUGGAUGCAUUUUGGUACGAGGAGGACAUCGGAGAGGAGAUGAAACUAGAACUCCUCCGUGAUGUCGCGAUUAAUAUCGCGGCACAGGAGCGUUCCAAAAAGAUGGACGCAAAGGUUAUAGACCUCUCUCAGGACAUGUACGAGUACAUUUGGAACGCUCCAUUUGGAGAAGCUCUCGAUGUGCUGCAGAGUGCCACCAGACAGCCUGUCAUCGAAUCACAACAAACUGCAAGCCAAACAUCUGAGAAGCAGAAUGGACAUGAGAUGGACUUGUGUGUGGACUCAGAUGCUGAUUCUGUUCCUUCUACCUCUUCAGCUAGAACGAAUCUCAGUUCACAAGAGAAUCGUAAAAGCUCUCAUAUUCCACCAGAACUGCCAAUUUCGGGAGUUUUCUCCAGGACACCGCCUGUCUUCAAAGUGAAGCGUGAACCGAUGUUCUUGGAGUCCAAACCUCCUGAAAGUCCUGGUCCCACCUGUGAGGAGCAGGCUAGUUUACAAGUGAAGGCUGAGCUAAUGCCUCAAGAGUCUGUUACUGCUCAAGCCAUUUCUGAGGAGCAGCGUAGUUCUCAAGUGAAGGCUGAGCUGAUACCCUCAGAAUGCAGACCUGCUGAAACCUUUGUUUCUGUCACCAAGACUCCCCCUGUUUUUCAAGUGAAGAGUGAACCGAUGUUCUUGGAGUCCAAACCUCCUGAAAGUCCUGGUCCCACCUGUGAGGAGCAGGCUAGUUUACAAGUGAAGACUGAGCUAAUGCCUCAAGAGUCUGUUACCGCUAAAGCCAUUUCUGAGGAACAGCGUAGUUCUCAAGUGAAGGCUGAGCUUAUCCCUCCCGAGUCUGGAUCUGGUGCAACUGCUGCCAAGCCUAAUUUUCAAGUCGAGGCAGAGCUGAUGCUUCCAGAAUCUAAAUCUCCAGAAAAUGCUGGUCCCAUUUCUGAGGAGCCACAUAGUUUUCAUGUAAAGGCUGAACUCUUGCCACAAAAGUAUGGACCUCCUGAAAGUCUUGGUCCCAUUUCUAAGGAGCAGGCUAGUUUUCAAGUGAAGGCUGAACUAAAGCCAGAAGAGUCCGGAUCUCCUGAAACUGCUGGUCGCGUUCCUGAGGCGCAACCUAGUUGUCAAGUAAACACCGAACUACUGCCUCAGAAUUCCAGAUCUCCUGAAAGUGCUGGUACAAUUCUUGAGAAGCAGCCAGGUUAUCACGUAAAUGCUGAACUGACAUUUUCUGAAUGCAGUUCUCCCGUGACUACAACCAUGUUGAAAACGCCACAGAUUUGUCAGGUGAAAGAUGAAGUGGUUCCCUUGGGUUGCGGAUCUCCUGUAUUUGCAGGUCCAGGCACAGAGACAUUGCCUAGUUCAAAAGUCAAAGCUGAAACUCUGUUCUUGGAGGCCAGACCUGCUGUAAGUAAUGUAUCCAUCUCCAAAACUCAACAAAGUUCUCAAGUGAAGGAUGAUCGGAUGCGCUCCGAGUCCAGAACUCUUGUAACCGCUACUCCAGUCACGAAGAUGUCAUCGACUUUUCAGGUAAAAGAACAGGCGCACUCUGAAGGUGUUGCUCGUGUAACGACCAGUCCAACAAUUCGUCAAGAUGAAUACCUUCCCACCAGAAAAAGAGAAUCUCUUGAGUCUGUGGACGAACUAAUCAGGAUUUGCACCAGUAAGACCCACCUCUGUGAUCCUCGACCGGCCAAAUGGAGACUCAAGUCAUUGAGAGCCAAGUUGGACAAGUCUCCUGAUGUUAACCCUCCACUGAUCCCAGGGGAACCGGCUCCUGUUGACCAAGGUGCCUCUGUGGUAGAAAACAGGAAACUCUGA
Molecule: messenger RNA, 6463 nt
Organism: Phycodurus eques (leafy seadragon)
Lineage: Eukaryota; Metazoa; Chordata; Actinopteri; Syngnathiformes; Syngnathidae
Exons: 34
Coding region: 152-6463 (2103 amino acids)
Molecular function (GO): zinc ion binding; nucleic acid binding
Source: RefSeq, a predicted model, not a curated record